Molecule: messenger RNA, 1411 nt
Organism: Helianthus annuus (common sunflower)
Lineage: Eukaryota; Viridiplantae; Streptophyta; Magnoliopsida; Asterales; Asteraceae
Product: probable galacturonosyltransferase-like 9
Exons: 1
Coding region: 136-1203 (355 amino acids)
Cellular component (GO): Golgi apparatus
Molecular function (GO): glycosyltransferase activity
Source: RefSeq, a predicted model, not a curated record
CCCACCCCACCCCACCCCCAAUUUAAUCCCCAAAUUCAUCCUCUUCAUCUUCAAGUGUACUCAAAUCUCCACACUCACUCACCACUUAUUCUCAAAUGAAGAAGUAGCAUUACAUCAAUCAAUCAGAAUUCUGAAAUGGAUUAUUAUUCUCAAAAACUUAAUCAAUCCAUCGUCGUUUUACUCUUAUUUUUAUCCUUCCCCUUAAUAUGUUUCGGCAUUCGUUACUUCCCCUCAAACGACCACCCAGACAUCCUGUCCGAAUUCACUGAAGCGCCGGACUACCGUAACGGCAUACACUGCUCACGUGACCUCAUCCAUGUCGCAAUGACAAUCGAUCUAGAAUACUUACGUGGCUCAAUCGCCGCCGUACAUUCCACCCUCCGUCACGCAUCCUGUCCCGAAAACAUCUUCUUCCAUUUUAUUGCCGCUGAGUUCGACCCGGCGAGUCCACGUGAGUUGACUCGGUUAGUACGAUCCACUUUCCCCUCGUUAAAUUUCAAAAUGUAUAUCUUCCGUGAAGAUACAGUCAUCAAUCUGAUCUCGUCUUCCAUCCGGAUCGCACUCGAAAACCCGUUGAACUACGCCCGGAACUAUCUGGGUGAUAUACUUGACCCGUUUGUCACUCGGGUCAUUUACCUCGAUUCUGACGUCAUCCUCGUUGACGACAUAAACAAGCUUUGGAACAUAACAUUAAAAGACAACCGGGUUAUCGGAGCUCCGGAAUACUGUCACACUAAUUUCACCAACUACUUCACCGACAGUUUCUGGUCCGACCCGGUUAUGUCCCGGGUAUUCGGGUCGAGAACGAAAAAACCGUGUUACUUCAACACGGGGGUGAUGGUGAUGGAUAUGAAGAAAUGGAGAUCCGGAAACUACCGGAAACGGAUCGAGAACUGGAUGGAGGUCCAGAAGAAGAAACGGAUCUAUGAGUUGGGUUCUUUGCCACCGUUUUUGUUGGUGUUUGGUGGUAAUAUUGAACCGGUUGAUCACCGGUGGAACCAGCAUGGGCUCGGUGGGGAUAAUGUGAAGGGGAGUUGCCGGAAUCUGCAUGCCGGUCCGGCGAGUUUGUUGCAUUGGAGUGGGAAGGGGAAACCGUGGGUGAGACUUGAUGAGAAGAGAUCGUGUCCGUUGGAUCGUUUGUGGGAGCCGUACGAUUUGUUUAGGAGGAGGGGUUGGGGUUAUCAGCAGCCGUUGGAUGGUUAAGUUGGAAAUUGGUUGAUUUAAUUUAAUUUUGGUUAAAUUAAAUAAGGUUUUUGUGUAAUUUUUGAUGGUUUCUAGGGGGUUUUCAGUUUUGUGAUUCUUUUGUUGACAGCUGUGUACAGGGGGUUUUGUUUGGUUGGGUGGAUGGAUGGAUGGGUUUUUGGUUGUAUAUUACAAUGAAUGUUUACAAAUUUUGUUUUUGUGUUUAAAA